UCGCGGUGCGUUUGUGACUGGGUGUGUUGUGCAUGACUCGUGUGCACGGGUUUUAUUUGAAGAUAGCGUUCACCGAGGUGCUGUCCUGUUCUAGCCGUGGUGCUCAGCGACAGGACUGAUUUUAUCGCUGCGUGGCAAGAUCAAGUUGGGAUGAGCGUGUCACGCACCGUUCGAGAAGUGCACUGCUGACUUGCUCCUGCGUUUCAGUUAUGGCCGUAGGCGUGGAUUAGGCUGCCAGUGUGGACAACUCUCAGCCAAGCAGAGUGACAUCAUGAAUAUCAUGGUGAAGAAGAAGAAGUACAAGUUCCAGGUGGAUCUGGAGCUGGCUGAGCUAACGGCCGUGCCAUUUGUGAACGCCGUGCUAUUCUGCAAGGUGCACCUGCUGGACGGUGGCAAGUUCGAGGAACUGUCUUCCAGGGAGGAGGUGCGGGACCACACGGUCAAGUGGAACGCGCGCAUGUCGUUCAGCGCCAAGCUGUCGGCGCCGAGCACCACCGGCGUGCUGGACCCGUGCCUGCUGCGCAUCUCGGUCAGGAAGGAGGCGAAGGGCGGCCGCUCCUACCAGAAGCUCGGCUUCGCCACCAUCAACCUGGCCGAGUUCGCCGGCGGCGUGGGCCAGUGCCGGCGCUACCUGCUGGAGGAGCACGACCUGCGCCACCGCCAGGACAACUCCAUGCUCAAGGUGGUGCUGUCUACGACCCUGCUGAGCGGCGACCCUUGCUUCCGCACGCCGAACCCGCGCUCUGCUCACCUGCCGAGCGAGCCGCCCGAGCCCGGCGGACCGGCGGCGGCCGCCGUCGAGACGGUACGCGCCGGCACCGGCGGUCUCCAGCUGAAGGACGUCACCAAGGGCAGAGGUGACUGCGCCACGUGCGGCGUGGUGCCGGGCGAGGCGGCCGAGGGCGCGCCGCCUCCGGACGAGACGGCAGAGCUGCCCGGGCACUCACGCAACUCCAGCAGCCAGUCGGGCUACGGCAGCCUCAAGUCACAGAGCCAGUCGGAGCCGUCCCACAGCCGGCAGAGCAGCAGCUCCGAGUCGGGCCACCUCAGGACCACCAGCAGCGGCUCGGGCCUCUCGGACUACAACUCGAUGGAGCGCGCCGCCGCCGGCGACAAGCGCAAGAAGGAGGCGUCGGCCUGCUCGCGGUUCGACGCCACGCGGGUCGAUCCGGAGGACGUCAUCAACGACCUGCUGCAGAACGCCGAGCUCAGCACGGACCCGGACGAGUCGGCCGAGACAUCCGGCCUGCAGCUGUUCGUGGCCAGGGACGGCAGCACGGCCUUCACGUCCUGGUGCCCACGCUGCCAGCUACCAGCCGGUGGUGAUCAGCAAGCGGUAGUGGCGCUGCUGCUGCUGCUGCUGGCCCUAGUGUGGACGCAGGUGCUGGAGUACCGUGCUGAGCCGGUCAGCUCCACCACGGUAAGGCGGGUGGCUCCGUUCCCGCGGCUCACUCUCUGCCCCGGCCAUCGACUCGCGGAGGGCCUGAUCAUCGACCUGUACCACCAACUGGCAAACGGCUCGCUCUCGAUCGCCGCGUUCUACAACCGUACCACACUGGAGAUACUGCCCAAUAGCCAUGGCCAGCUGGAGAUUAUCAGAGAUCACCGAGAAAUCAGCAGCAUACCCCUGGCGGGGCCGCUCGGCAUCUGGCGGCAGCGUUUCUUUCUGCAUCUGGGCGAGCGGAGGUGGCGGCCGAUGCGCUGCUUGACGUUCGAGCCAAGCGCGGCACUGCACCAGAGCGCCCACAGCCCAUUCUCGGCCCGACUGCACGUGCACGUGCCCAUCCUCUUCACCGGCAGCAGCGACAAGGUGGCCUACCGGCUGUACGUGCACGGGCCGGAGGAACCGAGCGUGGGUGACCUUCCGGCGCCGCGGCUCGACAUGCCCGUGCCGGUGACACCGACCCGCGAGCUGCGGGCUGGCAGGGCCACCGGCUACCGUGUGACAGCGCGCCUGCGGCGGCUGGUCAACGUGCGCCGGCAGCCCUGUCGCGAGGAGCCGGGCUACUCGGUGGCCCGCUGUCUGAAGGAGUGCCACCUACACCAGGAGAGCCUGACGGGAGGAUAUGACAGCAUCAACGUUACCUUGUCUCGGUGCCUUACGGAGGUGUUCUUGACGCUGGACCUGGCUGCCGACGAGGUCCAGGAGGCGCUCGCCUUCACGCAGAGCACGCUUUUGGCCAACAUAGGCGGCAUCCUCGAUUGUCUCUAG
Messenger RNA from Pollicipes pollicipes, 2212 nucleotides. RefSeq names its product protein FAM102B. The transcript has 11 exons. NCBI's taxonomy places the organism in Eukaryota, Metazoa, Arthropoda, Thecostraca, Pollicipedomorpha, Pollicipedidae. The record is from RefSeq and is a predicted model, not a curated record. Bases 272 to 2212 code for a protein of 646 amino acids.